Molecule: messenger RNA, 291 nt
Organism: Ilex paraguariensis (yerba mate)
Lineage: Eukaryota; Viridiplantae; Streptophyta; Magnoliopsida; Aquifoliales; Aquifoliaceae
Source: the annotation of a GenBank genome assembly
AUGGGGGAAAGAUCAGGUGGAACAUUUGAUGCAAUCAGUAAAGUGAUGGGUGCUCAUCUCGGGCUUGCAUCAUCUGUGAGCAGUUUCUUUGGUGAAGGCGGGCUACUGGGCAAGAAGGAAACUGCAGAUCAACCGUGGCCACCUCCCGAGUCAGUUGAACCUGCAACGGCUGUCCCACCACCGCAACCACCGGUUGAGGACACAAGAUUUAGGCGAAUCAUGGGAGGUGGUUUUACAGACAUGCUCCGGGGCAAAACAAAGAGUAGUGAGGAACUUCCCCCUAGCCAAUGA